Messenger RNA from Notodromas monacha, 2175 nucleotides. The record is from the annotation of a GenBank genome assembly. NCBI's taxonomy places the organism in Eukaryota, Metazoa, Arthropoda, Ostracoda, Podocopida, Cyprididae.
UUGUCGAACAUGACGCCGUUCUUCCCACUCGAAGCGUCAGUGAAGAUGGUACAGGAGUCCACAAUUGGUUUCAUUUUCUCGGCGAAUGCCUUGACGAGUACCAUACUGAGUCCAAUCGUCGGACAUUUCAUCAUACCCAAACUGGGCCGGAAAUUCGUGUUGUUCAGCGGAGCAUGGAUCACCGGAGGAGCCAUAAUUGCUUUCGGAUUCCUGGAUGAAAUCAUGGAUACUUCUGUGUUCGUGCAAAUGUGCCUCAUCGUCAGAGUCGUUGAGGCCGUGGGUGUGUCCAUGUGCCUCACGGCGGGAUUUUCAUUCCUUGCUCAAAGCUUCAAUGAGGACAUUGGAUUCGUGAUGGGACUUUCCGAAAUGAGCGUCGGGAUCGGAUAUCUCUUCGGUCCUUCCAUCGGCGGUUCGCUCUACGACAUUGGAGGCUACGAAUUGCCAUUUUGGCUGCUGGGAUUCACGCUGCUGGUGUCUAUUCCGCUAAUAAUGUACUUGUUGCGAAAUAUCGACAACAAUGGCGACAAAAGGGUUUCGCGAAGACCGACGGAAGCAGCUGUGGAGAUUGCGUCGCAUGAAGCGAAGCCCUACGAAUUGCCGUCGGGAUUGCAGGGUUCUCAGGGUCGACGGCCACGAGUAUUUCCGUCAUUCCGCUUCUGUUUCUUCGCCUGUUACGUCACCUUCAACGCUGUCACCAUCUCCUUCCUCGAGACGACACUCGAACCUCAUCUUCGACCGCUAGGAAUGAGUCCAGGAAUGGUCGGCUUAUUCUUCGUGGUGUUGUCGAUAUGUUAUCUAGCGUUUGGACUCGUAUCUGCAAGCAUUUCGCGAAGACCGACGGAAGCAGCUGUGGAGAUUGCGUCGCAUGAAGCGAAGCCCUACGAAUUGCCGUCGGGAUUGCGGGGUUCUCAGGGUCGACGACCACGAGUAUUCCCGUCAUUCCGCUUCUGUUUCUUCGCCUGUUACGUCACCUUCAACGCUGUCACCAUCUCCUUCCUCGAGACGACACUCGAACCUCAUCUUCGACCGCGCAAAUACCGAAGCAGGCGCAAAAUAAGAAAGAAAAGAGUCGAUCCUUACUCAGGUCCUUACCAGCCGAAUAAGAAGCACCACAACAGCUAUACAAUAGAUCGCAAACCUGAGCAUGCUGGCUCCAUCAGCGACCGGUUUCAGGAAAGUCAGGGCACUUUCUGCGUGAUUGGGAUGCUUUGCGAGGCUGUGGCUUUCUUGCUUGUCGGUCCCACGCCUCUUCUCGGCUUGGAAAGCUCUGUCAUGUGCCAUUUCAAUUUAUAUCCGAAGAACUUUGGUUAUGCCCCUCGUGUUGGUCAAUUUCUGGGAGGGAAGACACGGGAGACUCACUUCGGGGUUGGCUAUCGUAAAUCGAAGCAAACGACUCCGCAAGAUGAAGACGAUGCUGUGAACAUUGCGAUGUACUCCUCAGUCGCCGGGAUCUGGCAAUCGGCUUAUUCCUUCGGGGAGUUCAUUGGACCAGCUGUUGGAGGAGUCAUGCUGGAGAAUGUGCAAUAUCCUUGGUCCGCCAGCAUCUUUGGGUUGCUCUGCCUUUCUUCUGGAGUUCAUUGGACCAGCUGUUGGAGGAGUCAUGCUGGAGAUACACGUUAUAGGAACCAGGCGGUCGUAGAAACCCAACGAGACGGAAAGAAGACACUCAUAUCAGAACGCCCUGAAGCCAAGUUCUAUGUCAUCUCAAAGGGCAGCAAAGUCAAACUAUACAUAGAAAUAUCUGGAUACAAGAUGUCCUGUCGUCCUCUGUUAUCCGACUUUGGUUGGCUGCAACAAGAAAAGGGGGAAAAAGCCUACGAUUCCCGCGAAGUCCACUUUUUCAAGCUCAAUUAUCCAGACAAGACAGAUAUGAACAACAUAUUUAGCUUCCCCCUCAGAAUUUUCGAAAUCAACCUGGCAUUAAUUCCCAGGGUUGCCUCCAGGUCUUCCAAGGCUGGUCUCGUCGGUGGCGUGGAAGCCGUGCGUCGGUGCAGAAAUAGCCGUCAUCUGCUUUCGCAGCUAGGAAAACUUAUUGCGGGCUGGCAAAAAACCUCUGCAGACCAGCGCCAGUCUGUGGACCACAGGUUGGGUAACACUGCGGCCAAAAUGCUAUCCAGACAAGCUGUCACUCUACAAGUAAUUUCGGUUAUUUCCGCCCUGGAUUCCCCGCUUUGA